Molecule: messenger RNA, 2963 nt
Organism: Xenopus tropicalis (tropical clawed frog)
Lineage: Eukaryota; Metazoa; Chordata; Amphibia; Anura; Pipidae
Gene: mylk4
Product: myosin light chain kinase family member 4
Exons: 14
Coding region: 350-2908 (852 amino acids)
Molecular function (GO): protein serine/threonine kinase activity; transferase activity; nucleotide binding
Source: RefSeq, a predicted model, not a curated record
UCUGUAGCAGGCCUUAUGCUGUCAAAUUACAUUGGAAUGAGAAUAGACUCUGUCCCCUGUUACACUUCUGAUGUCACAAAGCAGAGUGCAUUUAGGACACACAAGAUUUCCCUGUCUCUACAUCAACGCUACAGGCUGAAUAAGGUACCAUUUGUUCGUCCCAGUCGAUUUUUUCCUAUUUGUAAAUGGUUUUGUGCUUUCCUCAAGAUGGUUUUAAGAAUGUUUAACAGAUGAAGAUAAGGUAUGAAUUUAGACCAAUCUGUUAACAGCUGGGAUUUGAAAAGAGAGAACACGUUUCAUCUUCUGAAAACUCAGCAGAAUAUAUAUUUCCCCUGACUAAGCAUUCACAAUGAGUACAGCCAGCAAGGUUUCUAAGUCAUCCUUGGUAAACUCUCUGGCCAAGAGGUAUGAUCCAAAAGCCUUACAGAAUCAAGGACCCAUCAUUGCACAAAAACCACAACAACCUCAACCUGGUUUCAAACCGGUGAACGUAAACAACACCAUGGAUACAAAUUUUGAUUUUUUGAAUCAAAAGAUGGACUGUGUAUUGAUGACCCAAAAUAAUGUUGUUGAAAAGCUGGAUAAUAUUAUGCAGGAUAUUGGGGGCAUUGAAAGAUCCCUUGAUUUAAUAAAGCCGGAUGACAGCAAGACAGAGCAUCUGAGUGAGAACUCUAAAGACAAAGUAAAAAUGUUAGACAUUAAAGAGCUUUUUGUGGAAAUGAUCUCCAACCUCUCAUCUAUUAACAAAUAUGCAGAGCAGCAAGCUCAAAAGCUCCAUGGGGUGGAACAGAUACUUCUUGGCGCACAAAAUGUCAUACAUUUUAUAGUGGAGGAGAUGAAAAUUAAAAAAAUGUUUACAUUUGUCCAGAAAACAGAAACUCCAUCAAAACCAGUCAUUGUUGCUAACAAAAUUAGGAAGGAAGAAAGAGAAAUUCAGAAAAAAAGUGGUGAAAUUAAAGGCAGAAAAAAAAUUCUAAGAAACCAGGAUCCAACAAGAAAGCAGAAAACUUGUCUAAAUGACAAGCAAAUGAAGGUAAACAAGGAUCAAAUACAUGAAAAGAAGAAUUGGGGUUUAAAGGGAACAAAAUCUCUGAAGAAAAAGAAGCCACCAGAUUCAGAGCAAACUGCCCAAAGGAACCAGUUCUACACAUAUGAAGAAAAGGUCCAAAAACUCAAUCAGGAAAAUCUAGAAAAGGCAACGGUUAUCCUGGUCAAUAAAAGUACUCCAGAAAGCUGCACAGAAGAGAAGAGUUGCAUUUCUAUAUCCAUACCAACUGUACAAAGUAGAGUACCAACUCCACAGGGAACACCUAUAAUUAUCUCUGAGGAAAAGGAAUUAUCUGCUUCUCCAGAUGAAUAUUCCAAUACUGAACUACUAAUAAAAGACAAUAGAUGUGUUGAAUGCACAGGUCAUUAUUCACCUGAUGCUCAGGAAUUUGAGGGAGAAACUAAGCCUGGUCUUUUGGUUGAUGAGAAUGAAGAAAACAAAGAUGGUGAAAAUGAAUAUGAAGAGGAUGAAUAUGGUGAAGAAAUUGAAGAUGAAAUUGUGGAGAAAAAAGAAAAGUCUGCUUUAGAUGCAGAAGAAGAAGAAACAACUGAUAGCACUGUUCAUGUUAUUUCACAAUGUUCUGAAGCACAGGAAGCGGAAAGAGCAGAAUCAGUCUCCUCAGAAAGUGACAUCCCUUAUGAUACUUUGGCACUGCCAGAAGAUGUGUCACAGACAGAGCCCAGCUCUAACAGCAAACGUCGAGUAACUGAUGAAACUGUUAUUAAAGAUGAUACAAAGAAAAGCAGGGUUGACACAGAGGACACAGAAGGCACAGAAGGCACAGAAGUCAAGACUGAUAAGACUGAAGAUGUGGAAGAGAUAACAAUAAAUGCUAUAAUACCUGUCAAAGAACCAGAGGCAGCUGAUGGCACUAAUGACAAAAAGGACCAAUCUUUUUAUGGGGAGGAAGAGGCAUCAUUUUAUUUUGAUGUGUCACCACCUCCCCCAGCUCCCUUUUCUCACCGGAUUGUCUCAGCUAAACAUGCACUGAUAAAUAACUUUUAUACUGUGGAAACAUCAGAAAUGCUUGGAGGAGGACGAUUUGGUCAGGUACAUAGAUGUGUAGAAAAGUCCUCUGGUCUGUCGCUGGCCGCAAAGAUUAUUAAAGUCAAAAGCCAUAAAGAAAAGGAAGAAGUGAAAAACGAAAUACAAGUCAUGAACCAGUUGAACCAUGUGAAUCUUAUUCAGUUGUAUGAUGCCUUUGAAUCCAGAAAUGACAUAGUGCUCAUUAUGGAAUACGUUAAAGGGGGUGAACUCUUUGACAGAAUAAUUGAUGAAAAUUACAAUCUGUCAGAAGCAGACACAAUACAGUUCAUCAAGCAAAUCCUUGAAGGGAUCCAGUACAUGCACCAAAUGUACAUUGUUCAUCUUGAUCUUAAGCCUGAGAACAUUGUGUGCGUAAGCCGAACAGCAUAUCAGGUCAAAAUAAUAGAUUUUGGUCUCGCUAGAAGAUAUAAGCCAAGGGAAAAGCUGAAAGUGCAUUUUGGAACUCCUGAAUUCCUUGCUCCUGAAGUUGUGAACUAUGACUAUGUCUCAUUUCCCACAGACAUGUGGAGUGUGGGAGUCAUUGCAUACAUGCUAUUAAGUGGACUAUCUCCAUUCCUUGGUGAAGAUGACAACGAGACUCUAAACAACAUCCUGGCAUGCCAGUAUGAUUUUGAGGGCGAGGAAUUUGAAAAUAUUUCUGAGGCUGCCAAAGAUUUUAUCACCAAAUUGCUUAUAAAGGAAAAAUGCUGGAGAAUGAGUGCUACUGAAGCUUUAAAACAUCUGUGGAUAUCAGACUCCAACCUACACUAUAGAAUAAGUCAGCAGUGUAACAGCGAAAUUUGCCCUGUGUCAGACGAAUCAGGAAAUAAAUGACAUAUUCCAGUAUCAAAGCAGAAGGCAUACCGCUGUGUGGUUUAGGAAUAGUUAG